Coccidioides immitis RS is the source of this 1318-nucleotide messenger RNA. RefSeq lists its product as uncharacterized. Lineage: Eukaryota; Fungi; Ascomycota; Eurotiomycetes; Onygenales; Onygenaceae. Gene Ontology annotation, cellular component: fungal-type cell wall. The transcript is spliced from 3 exons. The coding region runs from base 70 to 465 and encodes 131 amino acids. The record is from RefSeq and is a predicted model, not a curated record. Gene Ontology annotation, molecular function: structural constituent of cell wall.
CAGAUACUUUAACACUUUAAUAUUUAAUUUUAAUCUUCGCCUACCCGGCUCACCGAUCAAUCUAUCAAAAUGAAGUUCUUCACCGCUGCCUCUUUCUUCGCUCUGGCCACUGCCGUCGCCGCUGCUCCCAGCUAUAACCAGGGCACUCCAUCUGUUACCAAGGAGCAAGCCAUCGCUAAGUGCGGCAACAGCAACAUCUCUUGCUGCAACAAGCAGGUCAACAAGAUCUCCGCCAAGGGCCCUGACACUGAUCUUGGUGUCCUCAACGGUCUCCUCAAGAACGUUAACCUUGAGGACAUCCCCAUCUUCGAUCAAUGCUCUAAGUUGAAUAUUGCCGCUCUUGGUGCUACCGACCUCCUCAACAGACAGUGCCAGCAGACUGCUGCCUGCUGCCAGAACACCGAAUCCAAUGCAAACGGUGUUGUUGCCCUUGCUGUCCCCUGCAUUCCCAUCAACAUUCUCUAAAUGGAUUGCAUCAAGCAUCCCAUCCGUCUUCAACAUCGCGUUCCACAACACCGCGAUACGGGUCAGAUAAAAGAUUGCAGGAACAGGUGCUAGACGUGCAUUCGCUGCAUUUUGGACAUAGUUUUGAACCGCAAAUUGUGUCUCUCAUUUCUGUUUCUUUUGUCUGAUAUCUUAUCGAAAGCAAAGGCGAAUAGGAAUUAUGUAUUGGUGCGCGCUACCAAUGUAAAGAUUAUUCUUCGAGCAGUGCUGUGGUUUGUCUGUAUUUAUAGUCAAUUUAUUGGUGUUGAACCAAUUUCAUCCAGUUGAUCUUCGUUUCCUAGCUUGCUACAGCGUGCAUUCUCAGGAUAUAUUUCUGCAGAUUGAUUUCCUCGCAAGCAAUCUCGAGUCCCGUGAUUAUCAGGAUUUGAUAGUGCUACGACGCGGAAAGGACUUAUGGAGAGUUUUGUCGGAAGAGCAGACCUGCUUAGCAUUUAGUGCGUACCAUUUAAUGUGUUUUCAUAAUAUUCCGUAUAUCUAAAACAUAUCCAAAUGACAAUUACAGGAUAUUCAAAGCUCAAGAGCAGCUUCCGCACCAAUUCAAAGCAAAAAAGAAAAGGGGCUACAGGUAUGAAGCUGACACCGUCCCGGUGAGGAAGAAGUCGUCACAUGGAACUGCACGUACGGAGUGUAGUAAUCCCUUAUCCGCGAAGCGCAAGUAACCUAACAGAACAUCACAACUUGCUUUGGCGAGCCGAGGAAGGAGCAUAUAGCGCACUAGUUUUCGCCAUUGCCUCGACAGCUUCUCUUUCGAUACGCUUCAAGAGUUCCUCGCAUGUUGGGAUAUCAUGAAUGAGGCCGAUGACUUGUCCAGCAG